ACGAGUCUGCGUGUUAGCAGAGGCGCCAUACGACAUCCUCGUACGCUUCUUCUUCUUCUUGACGAAUUUACUUUAUCGUAGCAUUGCCGGUCGUGACGUUCAUCAAAUUCUUUCCUCAAGAUAAGAAUCAUUUCUUCGAGGAAGAUUGAGAUUCCCAUAGAUUUCUAAAGUAUCGAAAAUGCCGUCGGUACGACGGAUGAUUUUGGGGCACGUCAUGUCUGGACUAUAUACAAAACUUAAUCGUACGAAAAAGUUGCAGGGUGAUUUAUUAGAAACACCGAUGAAGAGAUGUCUCUCUACUUUCGACAUUACUUUGCUCGGUGUCGGGCAUAUGAUUGGUGCCGGAAUCUAUGUUUUGACAGGAACGGUAGCUCAUGAUUUAGCUGGACCAGGUGUAGUUCUUAGUUUUCUUCUAGCCGGUACAGCUUCGUUAUUAGCUGCUUUGUGUUAUGCCGAAUUUGGUGCUAAAGUACCUAAAGCUGGAAGUGCUUACGUUUAUACUUACGUUUCUAUCGGUGAAUUUUGGGCGUUCGUUAUCGGUUGGAAUAUAAUAUUGGAGCAUAUGAUCGGUGCCGCAUCCGUGGCAAGAGCUUGGAGUGGUUACGUCGAUUCCUUGGCAGGAGGAGCAUUCAGCAAUUACACUCGUCGUUUAAUGGGUGGAUAUACAAUGGGAGAACCACUUGGUACUAUGCCGGAUAUUUUGGCAAGCGGUUUAUGUCUUGCUUAUGCGAUGCUCUUAACAUUGGGAGUUAAAUGCUCGGCAGCCGUAAAUUCUCUUUUAACUUUGGUCAAUCUAGCCGUUAUGAUAUUAACGAUCGUCUUGGGAAUUUAUUACGCGGAUAUCACAAAUUGGAGCAGUGAAAACGGUGGAAUUUUUCCAUAUGGUUUCAGUGGUGUACUCGCUGGCGCGGCAACGUGUUUUUAUGCUUUCGUCGGUUUCGACUCAAUCGCAACUUCCGGAGAAGAGGCAAUCAAUCCUGCAAAAAGUAUACCGUUAGCAACUAUUUUUUCGAUGGCCAUUGUCACCGUUGGAUAUGUGAUGGUCGGUGGUGUUCUUACUUUGAUUGUACCUUACUGGAAUAUCAACCCUACUGCAGCACUUCCCGAAGCUUUCGCAUCGAGAGGUAUACCAUGGGCUAAAUAUGUGAUUAGCAUUGGUGCACUUUGCGGAAUGACAACGACUCUUUUCGGUUCGCUCUUUUCCUUACCAAGAACGAUGUACGCCAUGGCAAACGAUGGUCUUCUUUUUGGUUUUCUCGGUCAUAUAAGCGAUCGUACUCAAGUACCAGUUUUGAAUCUGAUGAUUAGCGGACUUUUCAGUGCAUUGAUCGCACUUCUCUUCGAUUUACAACACUUGGUCGAGUUCAUGUCUAUUGGUACUUUCCUUGCGUAUACCAUCGUGUCGGCUAGUGUCAUAGUACUCAGAUAUCGUCCAGAAAAAACUACACCUGCUGCUUCUGCUGCUGGUACACCUAGCAGUCUAGCUUCACCACCUACAGAGGGUGCAGAUUUUAAUAGCGAUUGCAACAGUAUUGCAUCGGCCGAUGCCGAGCUUUUGGAUUGCAACGAGGGCGUUGGAAAAUUGAAACCACGAUACAGUUGGUUAGCCAAUUUCUUAGGCAAUUGCGAGCCUGGAACAGCCGUGGCUAUUGCCGUAACAAUUUAUACGGCAGCUAGUGCUACACUUUGCCCACUUUUAAUACUUUUAUUCCAAUCAUCUUUCAAAUCGGCAUGGAACAAUUACUUUGCUUUGGUUAAUGUGAUCAUUCUAAUAAUCGGUAGUUUAUUAGUGAUUGGUGCACAUCGACAAAAUCCAUCUAAUGGUAGAUUUCGUGUACCGAUGGUACCUUUAAUUCCAGGCUUAAGCAUCCUUUUCAAUGUUGGUUUGAUGUUCCAUUUGUCAUUAUUAACUUGGUUACGAUUUUUCGUCUGGAUGAUAGUAGGAAUGCUCAUUUACUUCUUAUAUGGCAUUCACUAUAGUAAGGAAGCAGUUAGUCCAAAUUCAUAUUCAGUUUUAAUGGCUACAUCGGAAGCAGUAAGAGGUGCUAAAUGGGGUGCGAUGUUACGCGUUAAUCAAAAAGUUGACAAAGUACCUAUUCUUGACGAAAACGAACAUUAAGAUUGUAGUAUUACAGGUAAAAGGUUUCAAAAGUCAUUAAUAGUAAGUAUAAAUUUAGUAAUUACGUGGAUAAAAAAAAGAAAGAGAGAGAGAGAGAAAGUAAAAGAAAAAAAAAUAUUAUGAAUUACUUUAACGAAUUUUCCAAGUCGUUUGUAAAGAAAAAGUUAUUUGAUCGUAGAUGAAAUAAAUUAUCAUUAAUCAUACAAAUGAUUAUUUUUUCAUAGAAAGUUGAAAACUAACGAUCAAAAAGAACUUACAUUUUUAAAUAUAAAGAAAAUUAUAUCGUGCCUUCGUGGCACGAUAAAUUAGAAUAAAGAUUUUCGAUGCAUAUAUAUGAAUAUGACGAAUUUAAUUUUCUCUCGAUAAAAUUAUGAGCUCUCGUAGAAUCGAUUAGUAUUCGUAUACGGUUGUAAAUAACGGUGCUUUAAGCGAUGUAUCGAAAGAAUCUGUGUUUUAAGAUCUCCUCGUACCAAUUCGUGUAGAUCAGCUUUGAUGAGACUUUCAAAUCUGUAAGACUGGUAAUUUUUGCUAAUACUUAUCCUGACGAGCUUGCAGCGAAUCUUUCAAAAUAUAUAUAUAAAAUGUUAUAAAACAUUUAAACGUAUUGUACAAUAAUUUUACAAAAGAUGGGAUUACGAGAAAACAUGUAUAUAUAUAUAUAUGUUACAGUGAUUAGUCUUCUUUAUAUUUAGUCACGCACAAGUUUGUUGAAUGAUACAAAACGUGCUUGUAUUUUAUCAAUGAGUUACUGUUGUAAUUUUAUUUUUAACAAAUUAUAUUACUAAUAUUAUUUGUAUUUAUAUCUAUAUACGUAUAUAUAUAACUGUAAAUCUAUAUACAGAGAAUCCCAGACUAAGUGAAAAAUAUUUUUAUUAGUUAUUAAUUUAUUAAUUGUAAUUAAUUAUAAAUUAUUUUACGAACGAGAAUGGGAGCACGUCAAAAUAAUAAAAAAAAAGUUUAUUUAAACAUAUAUUUUAUUUAAUUUUAUUUUUAAGCUAUAAAAUAAUUUAUAAAACGCCGUAUUAACAGCGUUGAAACUUUUCGCGAAAGAAUUAAACAAAAUUUCUAACAAAUCCGAGUAGUAUCUAGAAAUAUGGGAAAAGUAAAAUAGUAAUUGUGUAAGAUGUCUGCAGGCUUGUAUUCAGACGCAAGAUGAAUUCGAACAUCUCUUAUAAAAGUAAGUAGAAAGAAUUAGUUCAAAAUGAAAUCUGUUGUAACUCGGAAACUAAAUGAAUUUAUUUUCUUUUUUUUUAUAAAUGCAUUCAAAUCACCUCUAAAAUAUUUCCCGUUUAUUCUGGGACACCCUGUGUAUAAGUUAUCGUGAAGUGUUUUAUGAGGAUCAUUAGUAAGACUUUUGUUAAAUUAAAUUUGUUUCCUACAAUACCGAUUAAAAAGGAAAAAUACUAUUUCGAUGAUACGAUAAUGAAUUCAAAUGGCACUGUAAAAGAAAAUGUCAUAUUAUCGAAUUGAUUUUUAUGUUAAAUGCAAACAUCCUUAUAAGAAUUUUUAUUUUAAUAUUUUACAUACGUAAACGUACAGAUGUAUCUAAGCCAAAACUUAAAUGAAACAUUUAAGACAAUGACGCAACAGCGAAAUGAAUAAUAAAUUAUUUUUGAUCGUAUAUAAGUACUUUUACGUUUGCAUCUAAGGGCUGAGAAAUGGUGCCUUGGGAACGAGUAGACUAUUUAUAAAAGUAAGAUUUACGUAUUUUAAAAAAUGACAAUAGAUUUCGUCCGUAAUACGGCGAUUAUUAAGAUUAAGAUUACAAUUGGAUGUAAUCGUGCAAUUCGCUAUUUUCGUGGGCGUUUGGGGAAGGGAGAGGGCUAAACAAAAUGAACGAAUACUCUCCGUCUUGUGGGAUAAUGAAAGUAAUAUUUUUUGUAUAUAUGUCUUUUUGUAAAAAAGAGAAAAAAUCUGUAGAUAUAACGUUACAGUACAAACUUCAAUCAAAACUUAAGUUCGCUUUUUUCUUCCGAUUACAGAAAAAUAAUGAUAAUAAUAAUAAUAAAAAAAAAAAGAAAGUAAAGCACCUCCCCCUUCCUACGUCAAUAAAUAAAAAAAAAUGAUUAUAUUUGUUACUUUUUUGUUAUACGUAAAGUUUGUUCCUUGAGAUAAUCAAUAACAAAUUGUAUUCCGUUGCAAGUUUAUUGUUUUUGUUCACUGAUAUUAUUUAUUUAAUUAUGAUUGAGCCUACUGUGAAAUUUAUUUAAUAAUAAGUUCAUUGAUCGUAUUAUAUAAAUAUAUUAUAUUGUCUACAUGGUUUCUUGCUUUGUAGAUGUAAAACAGAUCAUCUGUUAAUAACGAAUAUAUUGAAUCAACGUUGUACGUGGAAAUGGUUAUAAUUAAAUAUGUACUUACUACCAUCAAAGUGCCAUAGCGUUAUACUUGUACUUUUCGCUUAGAUGGUAGUGUAGCAAAAAGAAACAAACUUAUCGAAAUAGUUAAUCGAUAUUAAAAGUUUAAGAGUUAAUGAGAUGAAGUAUGAGUAUGUAUUUAUAACGACAUGUUAUUAUAGAUUAUUGUAGAAAGUUUACAAAAAUAAUGUAAUCUGAUUACUGUACAAAUCGAUAUAUGCAAUAUGAUGUUACAUGUAAGAUAACUCAAACACGAUAACCCCCCAUUUGCUGCUCUAUGAUAUUAAAAGUCGUCGUACAAUA
Molecule: messenger RNA, 4776 nt
Organism: Polistes canadensis
Lineage: Eukaryota; Metazoa; Arthropoda; Insecta; Hymenoptera; Vespidae
Product: cationic amino acid transporter 4
Exons: 9
Coding region: 179-2119 (646 amino acids)
Biological process (GO): amino acid transport; transmembrane transport
Cellular component (GO): plasma membrane
Molecular function (GO): amino acid transmembrane transporter activity
Source: RefSeq, a predicted model, not a curated record